UGAAUCGAUAAUUAAAUCGUUUUAGUCGAACGUUGCCCGAGAUGUGAUCAAACUCUACCUGCACAAAAGACCAAUUGAGCUAGUUUAGGCACAGUAUAAAUAAUGUUCUUAUUUGAAGUCAAAAUCAUCACUUUUUAACACCAACUGUUUUUGAUUUUAUUUCACAACCCAGAAUCUUACUAAUUCAAUCAUCUUCCUCAUUCAUUCACUUCUUUCUGUAAUCCGUGAUCCCACAAUUUAAUUUAAUUUAAUUUUUGUUCACAAUUUCUAACUAUCGCCCAAUAAACUAUCAUCAUACCUAAAUCUCUCCUCUUGUUUUAAUCAAAUCUCUUUUGUUUUCUGAUUCUGGGUUUCAGUAUUCUAUAAUUCAAUUACAAUUACCCAAAAUUCUUAAUCAAGUUCUCCUCUUUCUGUAAUUUCUGACAAUGGCAAACCAAAAUUCAUCAUACCCAAUUCUCUGCGCUUCUUUCAAUCAGGAUUACAGUUGCUUUGCUGUGGGGACGAAGCUUGGGUUCAAAAUUUUUGAUGCUGAAACUCUCAGGCUAUGCUAUGAAAAGGAUAUGGGUGCUUUCAGCAUUGUUGAAAUGCGAUUCAGUUCGAGUCUUCUUGCCAUUGUUGGAGCUGGCGAACAGCGAGCUCUAUCUCCACGCCGCCUUUGUUUGUUUAAUACUACAACUGGAGCUCCUCUUCAAGAACUAAACUUCUUGACUUCAGUUCUUGCUAUUCGUUUAAAUAAACUUAGAUUGAUUGUUCUAUUGCAAGACAAAGUGUUCAUAUAUGAUAUCAAUAGUCUUGCGAUUUUAAGUGUGCUUGAUACUGUGCCAAAUCCAAAAGGCCUUUCCGCAUUCUCCCAUAUCUUGGAUGCUUGCUUCUUGGCUCUUCCGGCAAGUACAACCAAAGGAUCCAUGCUAGUUUACGAUGUUAUGGAGCUCCAAUCCCUGUGUGAGAUAGAUGCUCAUCUUUCACCCUUGGCUGCAAUGGUCUUUUCUUCUGAUGGAACAUACCUAGCGACAGCAUCAGAGCAAGGAACCAUGGUUAGAGUACAUACAGUACCUGAAGGAACUAAGUGUUUCAGUUUUCGUAGGGGAGCCUAUCCAUCCACAAUUUUCUCCUUGUCCUUUGGUUCAUUUAUGCAGCUCCCUAAAUUUCUUGCCGCCAUAAGUUCCUCUGGCUCUCUUCACUUAUUCAUACUUGGAGCUGCCUCUAAUCAAAGGGGUAGAAAUUCAAGUAGUUUUAUUGGUGGAAUGAUUCCUAGCUCAAUUUUGGAUCCAGCUCAUCAUCAUGUUCUUCACAACGCAGUUGUUGAAGGAGUCAAAAGUUAUGCUGUAAUACGCAAAUUGGAGAAGAUUUCCGAUUCUUCUGGCUCUGGAACAUGCCGUUUCAGGGCCACUGUUUCUGUUGUUACUUAUGAUGGAUACUUCUGGGAAUACAUAUUCAAUAUCAACCAUAAGAACGAGUCCUCAUGGGCAUUGGAGCGAGAGUACAAUCUGUUGACUGCAAUUUCUGAUAUUACUACUGGCUCAUGAACCAUGAACCUUCUUUGGUGCUUCCCUUAACUGUUCUGAUUGUAGAGUGAUCAUACAAGUGAUACAACUCACUCACUGUUACUGUUGAAUCGCCAACCUCUUUAACCUAUGCACAUGCCAUGUUCGUGCUAAAUAUCUGUCUGUCUGUCACUGCUAUCAUACUGUUGUGUGCAACUGAGGAGUCUGAUUGGUAAGGGCUGAUGAUUUGCUGCUCUGGCUCCACCUGUAAAAAGUCUGAUGAUUGAUUAUGGUUGACCUCUUUAAACAACCUAUGCACUUGCCAUGUUCGUGCUAACUGUCCGUCGCUGCUAUCUUCUUGCUGUGUGCAUCUGAUCUGAGAGCUUUGAUUGAUAGGGGUGGCUGAUUACUCGCUCCAGUAAACUUACUUGUAAAAUGGCAUAAUGUUCAAUGUUUCUGUACAGCAGUUAAGUGUACAAUGUACGUCGUACUGGUGUAGGCCGUGUAGCUUCCAGGUUGUUGUACUACUCGUAGAGUCGUAGGUAUUUUACUGGGUGUUUCUGCUCAUUCUAGUACCCUUUCCGCUCUUUACAUUACUCGUAUAUAACAAAAUGUUGUCUAGA
Molecule: messenger RNA, 2107 nt
Organism: Chenopodium quinoa (quinoa)
Lineage: Eukaryota; Viridiplantae; Streptophyta; Magnoliopsida; Caryophyllales; Amaranthaceae
Product: autophagy-related protein 18b-like
Exons: 12
Coding region: 426-1526 (366 amino acids)
Biological process (GO): protein lipidation; autophagy of mitochondrion; nucleophagy
Cellular component (GO): cytosol; phagophore assembly site membrane; extrinsic component of membrane
Molecular function (GO): protein binding; phosphatidylinositol-3,5-bisphosphate binding; phosphatidylinositol-3-phosphate binding
Source: RefSeq, a predicted model, not a curated record